Molecule: messenger RNA, 1138 nt
Organism: Gopherus evgoodei (Goodes thornscrub tortoise)
Lineage: Eukaryota; Metazoa; Chordata; Testudines; Testudinidae
Exons: 9
Coding region: 149-922 (257 amino acids)
Source: RefSeq, a predicted model, not a curated record
GUAACUCCUCAGGUCACCACCCUCUCCAGCCUGCCUUGAGCUUGCUGGCGACUCUGAACAUCCGCCAUCCAUCGCUCCAUCACCUAGAGCAACCUGGGAGGAGUGUGGCCUAGGACGACAGAAGGGAGCUGCUUGUCCAAUGUGACCAAUGGUCUUUGUGACUGACCCCAGUGCUCAAAAAGGAGGAGACUCCCAGGUGCAGGAUGAGGCCCAGCAGCUCAUCUUCCUGCAAGCCAUCCACCCCGUGUGUCUCGCUGCACAGCAGAGAGGGCAGAACACAUUGGAGCUGCAGUGCGGCAAAGCAGCUGUGGUGGAGAGGAUUGUGGAGCUCAUUGAGGAGCUGCCUGAUAACUCUCCACCUGGCGCCAUCCUCGCUAACUCCCUGAUUGCUGUGGGCAACCUCAGGAUCUGCAUAGGGUCUUGCCAGACCUCCUGGAUGCUAUGCUGGGGAACCUGCUGGCAGAGUCCCCAGACACCGACAGGCUCCACUACAUCUUGGAGCACUUUAACUACUGGAUUGUAUCCUGGGUGUCACGGGAGAGAGCCAGGGCCAUUAGGAGCAGCACGGCCCUGCUCAGAUCCACCAUCACCCUCCCUGAGUUUGAUAACUCAGCAGAAUUCCCCAGGAUGGGUCACCAUGUGGCACAGCUGGCUCUGUUCAUUGGUAACCCAGCCAAAGACAUCAGCCGGCAGGCCAGGGAACCGGCUCUACCAGCUGCUGCUGCACCAGAGGGGUCUGACGAUCCAUGAGGCCAAAGACUUGUGCUGCUGGGACUGGCUCCAGGACAGCAGGCUCCUGGGCUACAGGAACAUAGCCAGGGUGGGGGAGCAGGAGGACGUCACAGCCAACAUGAUGCAUCAGCUCCACAUCAUCCGGCACUUGAGCCAGCUGCCUGAGGCACUGCAGGGGCUGUGCCUCUAAGGCCACCAGCAGCUCCCGCUCCCUGCUGCAGGUACUGCUGUGGCUCACUGUAAAUGGGAACGAGUGGAAGGGGAAAUGGAGCCCCCUGGCACUCACAGAAACUCUUUCCCCUUUCUGUGGAGCAGGGUCCUUCCCUCUGCCCCCCAAAUUCCUUCAUCUGGGGCAGGAGCUCUUUCCCUCACACCCAUUCCCCUCCCCCCUUUCCUUGGUCUAUCC